Molecule: messenger RNA, 3975 nt
Organism: Sturnus vulgaris (Common starling)
Lineage: Eukaryota; Metazoa; Chordata; Aves; Passeriformes; Sturnidae
Gene: TMEM229B
Product: transmembrane protein 229B
Source: RefSeq, a predicted model, not a curated record
UGUCGGGAGCGAGCAUGUGCAGAUUGAAACCGCAUCCAUACUACGGGCGAGUGUCACUGGCACACUUCACCUCCCGCCGGCCGCGGGGCACCCAUGGACACCGGAAGGCUGUCUGGUUGCUGUAGUAGCUGUUGUUCACACACACCUGGGCUGAAAACGACUGGCAUCUGAAACUCUUUGGACUUGCUGGAGGCAGUCUAGUCUACCUGCGGAUGUUGUGAAUUAGGAGCUGGCCAAAGAGUGGGAGAGCUCCAGGAUCCCUCCCCGGAAAAGAGCACUGCUGGGGUGAGUGCAGAAGAAUGGCUGCGGCAGAACCUCUGACCGCUUUCUCACGAUGGUACCUCUACGCCAUCCACGGCUAUUUCUGUGAGGUGAUGUUCACAGCUGCCUGGGAGUUUGUGGUCAACUUCAACUGGAAGUUCCCAGGUGUUACCAGUGUGUGGGCACUCUUCAUCUAUGGCACCUCCAUCCUCAUUGUGGAGAAGAUGUAUCUGUAUCUCAAAGACAAGUGUAACAUUUUAGUGCGCUGCUUCAUUUACACUCUGUGGACAUAUCUCUGGGAGUUCACCACUGGCCUCAUCCUACGCCAGUUCAAUGCCUGCCCAUGGGACUAUUCCCAGUUUGAUUUUGACUUCAUGGGCCUGAUCACCCUGGAGUAUGCCAUCCCGUGGUUUUGUGCUUCUUUCAUCAUGGAGCAGCUGGUGAUCAGAAACACGCUGCGCUUGCGAUUUGAUGAGACUGCCGAGCCCGGGGCCCCCACCGUGCCCGUUGCCUUGGCCAAUGGCCACGUGAAGACAGAUUGAGCAGUGACUUAGAGCCAUACUUAGCAAUCUGAGAGAGCCCAGACCUCUGCCAUGGACAGUCAGCUCUGGCUCUGAGGUACUGCUCCUUGCUGUAUUAGAUUCAUAAACCCCAUUUUUCUAAUGGGGGUGUGCAUGGGAUAUACCAGAAAAAAAUGGAACCAAUAGAUUUUCUAUGGAUUUUACUCUUUGGGCUCCAAGGACCAAUAUGAGUUACUUGUUAGUUAGGUUGUUUCUGAUUUUAACUUAUUACUGAUGAAAGCAGUCCUUUUGCUUACACUUUAAAGUGGAGAAAGAAGAAAAAAGAAGUGCUACAGCGGAAAUGCAUCCAAAAAAACCCCACCUCAUCAGUGGAUGGGCAUGGACACGCCAGCUGAGUUAGUGAUUGGCUUACUCCAUUAGGCAAUAUUCAGGUGCUUGCUUCAACCAAUACCUCCCGUGGGACCUGAGAUGCUGCAGGAACAAGCAAAAUCCAUCUGCUGUUGAGAAGUACCUAAGACUGGCAAUCUGCUGGGGAGGUAGAUGGUGUUCCCCCCACCAGGUCCCAUUGGCCUCUCCCCAGGUUCUUUGUUGCACCAUGAAAUAAUCUGGUGCUGGACAUCUUGCUGAAUUUAUACCGAUCUUGUACUUUUUGAAAUCUCAGUCCUGAUACUCACUAGAAUUUUUCUUCUUUUAUUUUUCUUCUUUUAUUUUUCUUCUUUUUUUUUUUCUUUCUAAUAAAGCCUUUUUUUUUGCCAAGUGAAUUUUACCAUAAUCUGUGCUAUCUUAAUCUUGGCAAAAGGCACAAGAAAUAGUGCAAGUCUUCCCAUCUCUUUUGUCCCCCCAAAGCAGAUCCUGCUGCAGAUUCCAGCUCCCAUCUCAGCUGUGCAAACCUUGUAGAGACUAUAUAGCCCACAAGGCUUUUCUGCCUUUCUUUCCAGGGAUUCCUCUGUUUCUGGUGAUGUUGAUGACUUAGUCUAGCCCAUUUGAAGGUCAAAACCUUCAUGUGGCUGAUCCAGGAUUUGGUCCUCUGGCACUGACUCCCAUGUUCCUUCAGCACUGGCAGGGCUCAGCUCAGUUCUGCCUAGUGUUCUGCUCACUGUAUCAAGUGGAUUUGCUUUUACUUCUCAAAUUCUGCUUUAAAUAACCACAAGCGUAUUGUCAUGACAGUAAUUGGAAGCAGCAAGAGAUAUACCAUGCUGCCUGAUACAUUUACAAAAAAAACAAAAACAAAACACCCAUCUCUGAAAAGCAUGCACUUCUUCCUGCUCUGCCUGAAUGAGCCUUUGAGUUAGGGUGUGAGAGCAGCAGUAGAGAGGUGGAACAGAAGGGACUCCUGUGGCUUCACUGUAGACCUACCUGCACCAGGGACAGUUUGAAAUUUGAAAUUUAAUCUGUUGGGAACACUUAUGGAGAACAAGGACAGCUGUGGUGCAGGGAAGCUGUUUGGUGGUGGCAGCCACAAGUUUGUAAUUCACUGUCAAGUCUUGGCCUUUGAAGUUAGCAAGGAACAUGGAGCUUCCAGCUGUCAGAUGUCUCACUCCUGAACUGAUUUAUGGGGAAGGUUUGCCAGAGUUGUUCCAUAAGGCCAGAUUAAUUUUUCUUGUUCUUCCACCACAGUCAGGGAUAAUUUGGCUUGGAAUGCAAAUCUGUUGUAGGAUUCCACUCUUAUUUUGGAAAUAGUUGGGCCAUUUCUGUGUAUGUCCCUUGUCUCUGGUAGGGGGUGCUCAGCUAUGAACUUGCUCCUUGCCCUGGCACGGCCAUUCCUGAGAAGAAAAGCACUGCUGACCCUGUGAGUAGAAUUGUUUCUUGGUUCUGCUCUUACAGGGCAGUGCUAAUCCUUUUUUGUAUUACAUGGAGAGCAAUUAUUUAUUCCUUCCCUUCCUCUUUUCACAUGGCAUCCAUUGCUGGCAAUGGACACAUGAAAACAGUGGUGGCAAGGGGUUAAUCAAUCUGCUCUGGGUAUGCAAUGUAUCCUGAAUCACUGAGAAUACUUAGGUGGGUAUUUAGAGUUCCCUUUUUAUAGUUCAUUAAAUUAAAAGAGAACAAACACUGAACAGAUAGUUCUUUUGAUGCUAUGGUGCCAGUGUUAUGAAAUCAGAGGAACAGCAUGUAGUUUGUCAGCCUUGUUGGUCUCAGGAGUAUAGACCCAGGCAAAAUAGUCACCUGAAACUGUACAUGGAGGAAAAAGAAAAAAAGAUAGCUUUGUAUGUGGGAUAAUGUAGAUGAGCUCUACUGAAGCAGAGCAAGAAUUGCAAGGUGCAGAUGAGAGUUGGGAUCCUACCAUUUUGGCCCUGGUUAUGUCACGAUCAUCAAAUGCAGUGUCUAAAGCUGGGUUGUCCUCUCACAGCAUAGCUUAAAUGUGGUGUUGUGCUGCCUCCUACACCACCCCCACAUCAUGUAAAACCCUCAGCUUUACAGAAAGAUCCUUAGGAUCCCUGCUUUCUCCCUAGCUGUUACAAAACUCUUUGGAAAGGUUAAAAGGAGUUAGCAAUGUGGUGUGGAGGACUGGCUGUCCACAGAGCUAACCUGGUGUGCAAUAGCAGUUGUGUCUGUUAUUGUCUGUACUUAAGGUCCCACAUAAAUGAGACGUUUUUGUGUGUUUUGCUGAGUGAUGUUAUAUUUAACUUCUCAAAAUAUGGAAGGGUUUCCCAGCAGCAUCUAGUAUCCUAGGGCAUUAUUCUUAUUGCCUGUGUCAUUGAAACAGCUGUUGUAGUCUGCUUUCCACUGGUGUCUGAUGUGUACUGCCCAGCUAUUGCAUCUUCAUAAAGUGGUAAUUUAUACCCAGAAGUGCACUUUACUUGCAGCUUGCACACCAGAAACAGAAAAGGACCUGGCAAAUUCUUAAAUCAUUUAAUUAUGUAUAAUACCACGCACCUAAUGCAGCAGGAUUAGCCAGACUUCUCCUUUCUGAGCAACAUGGCUGCUGUCAGAGCUUUGUCUUUUCUGCAAAAUCUCCCUUUUUAAUACAUGUGAUGCUUCUUAUAACGUCUUUCAGAACUGCCCAGAGCACGUUACCAGGACCUCAGUGGCAGCUCGGUGAGAGCUCGGGAGCUGGACUGAAGUUGAAGAGACAUUUACAUUAAGAAGAAAAAAAAACGCACAAGGCCUAACAUUUGUUUGUAUGUGUAUCUUCCUCAGUAGAUUAAAGUUGCCUGUUUUGAGUUCACCAGCAAUAAAAAUACCUUGUGAUUUA